Messenger RNA from Lytechinus pictus (painted urchin), 3260 nucleotides. RefSeq names its product partner of Y14 and mago-like. Gene Ontology annotation, cellular component: cytoplasm; exon-exon junction complex. NCBI's taxonomy places the organism in Eukaryota, Metazoa, Echinodermata, Echinoidea, Temnopleuroida, Toxopneustidae. Gene Ontology annotation, molecular function: RNA binding. Bases 39 to 608 code for a protein of 189 amino acids. The record is from RefSeq and is a predicted model, not a curated record. Gene Ontology annotation, biological process: exon-exon junction complex disassembly. The transcript has 3 exons.
GCGCCCGACUUAUCAUUUGUGUUGAUGAUGGUGGAGGGAUGAUGGCGUCCGCUGCAAAAGAAAACGUUGAAACGGAUGAAUCAGGUCAAUUCCUGCCAGCAACCCAAAGGCCUGAUGGAACAUGGAGAAAGCCAAGGAGAGUAAAACCUGGAUACAUACCCCAAGAAGAAGUUCCUUUGUAUGAGAGUAAAGGCAAGCAAUGGAUUAACAGCAAACCAAGACUUCCUCCAGGAGUCUACGAAGACCCAGUUCCUGCAAAGGUAGAAGAAUCUAAGGCACUCACCAAGGCUGCCAAGAAGAACGAGAAACGUCGCCAGAAACGGAAAGAGAAGCAGAACGAGGUGGGAGAAGUCCAAAAUGGUGAUGUGGAACAGCUAAGGAAGGGGGUCCAGGAGGUCAGUGUGGGUGGAGGCGCGGAUCCUGCGCCGGUCCUGCAAGAUCCUCAGAAGAGGAUUAAGAACCUUAAGAAGAAAAUCAGGCAGAUUGAGGAUUUGGAAGCCAAAAUUGCCAGCGGAGAAGUAGCACAACCUUCCAAAGAGCAGCUCGAAAAGAUUGCUAGAAAAGGAGAACUUGAAGAUGAACUGGACUUGCUGGAAGAUGGGUCAUGAUGAUGAAAAUCUUAGACUGAGAGUGAAAUUAAAUUUUGCAGAUAAAGAAAUGGAAGGAGCUUCUAUCUUCCUUGACCUACCCUAAAGAUAGAAAGCCUAGCUGUGGACAAAAAUGAAAUUGCAGAGACUGAGAGAAAACCUUGCCAUCGGUUGCUGAAAAAAAAUAUCUUGUUGGUCAAUCAAACAUGAUGAAAAAAUUUCACCAAGGACAACCCUUUUUAAAUGGUAAGAAGAUAUAUUUAUCUUAACUGCCAGCUGCAAAAUCCACAAUGAGUCAACAGGAAUAGUUCUCAGUCUAUAUUAAGCCAAAAUAUACUUCCUGUGUACAUGUAUGCUUUAUACAAUAUUUAGAAAAUUUAUUAGCUUAUCUAAAAAUGCAAUCUUCAACUACUUAACACGAAAGCCAUGAAAUUUAUAUCCAAAAAUUAGACAAAAGAACAGAUUUUGUACAGUAUGAACGUCUCAUGCUUUAAAUGAAACUUUUCCUUUCAGUUGUGGGUUUUUAGUGCUCAAGUAAAAUGAUAUUAGAUAUGAUAAAAGUACUGUGUGUAUCAAGGAGACAAGGUGGCAUAUGACACGUGCUCCACAUCAUUCAGGUUCUGCUCGGCAUGGUAAAUUAUAGGGGGCGCCAGGACGAAUUCACCCCAGAAAUGUCCUGAAGAGCCAGCCAUGGAAAUUCCCAUCUCCUUCAAUAUUUGAUCUAUGACCUUUCAACAUUUUUGGGGCUACAGAUCAAAUUUCAAGGUCACUGGAAUUGCUGCAUGUAAAUUUAAUUAUCUCUACGCUAUAUAAUGUUUCCAAUGAACUGGUGAUUUUAAGAGGUAUAACACUACAGGUUAAGUUGAUUUAGACAGAUAAAGACAACCAAAACACUGAAAAUGUCAUCAAAAUUAAACAAGGAAUAAUAAAGUUAUGAUAUUCUUAAACUUAGAGUUUUGCAUUAUUUCGGUGAUCAAAAGUUCUAUUCAUGUGUUCAUGAAUAUGUAAUGAGCAAGCUCAUGUCAUAUCUCCGAUUAUUUUUGUAUCUUAUUAUUAUAUGAAUUUAUAUUUUUCAAUUUUUUUCCUCCAAGAAUGAAAGAAAAAAUGUAUUGAAUACUCCCGUUUUGCUGGGUGAAUUUACUAUAUUUAUGUAGAUAUAAUUAUUUUCAUCCCAUUGUAUCCUUUAAGUUUUGAGUGCACUAGGUCGAGGAUCAACUCUUUUUUUCUUAUUCUGUUGUCAAAUCUUACCAUUUUUUAGAGAAUAAUCUGUAAUAAUUCAUAGUAAUGAUAGAAUUUAAUUUUGAGUUUUGAAGAAACAAUUUUCUAUUCUGCAUUUAUGUAUUCUUGACAUAGUUGUAAGUCAAGUAGCAGCUUAUGUAUGUCGAGUCUAACCAUAGAAAAUGUGGUGGUGUUGUGGAGGGAGUAGAAAUCUUCUAAAUCACUUGACUUGGAACAUAAUACAUUACCGUUACGUGUUUUUGAAAUUAAUGACUAGUGUCAUCUGGUAUUUGUAAUUGUCUUUUAUCAUGAACUAUAAAAAGGUAGCAACAAAAGCAAUAUAUUGUAAUACAACUUAACUCGGUGUAAGUUGAUCUCGUGCAAGUUGAAUAAUUGCCUUCAUCUUAAAGUCAAGGAAAGUUUUCAGUCCAGAUUAUGCAAAGCUUGUAUUGUUUCCCUUUUUGGAGUGAAAUUUUGCCUAAAUCAAAUAAAUUUCUGUUGUCCUAAAUCCUAAGAGACUCAACUUCCAAUGUCAGACACACCUGUACAUGUAUACCAUACUAAUUGUCCAGAACCCUAUCAUUAAGAGUUAUAUUGGAUUAAAAAAAUUGAUAUCAACUCUUUGACCGGGUGGUAGUUUGGCAAAUAUCUGUUAUUCUAUUUAUUGUAUAUUUUUGUGCAGUGUUUUUUCCCCCGACAUGUGAUGAAUUUAUAUGUGCCAAUGACCGUUUGAAGCGAUUCCGCAAAUCAAUUAUAAAAUAUGCAAAUGAAUUUUAUAGUGAGGUGUCUCCUAGAAGCAUUAUUAUCCUAUGCUCUUUAUGUCAAUGCAUGGUGACACUAUCCAUCAGAAUGCCCCCAUUACAUGGGACCCUUUACACAAAGCAAUAGACUGAGCAGUUGAUUUCUCUGCUUGAUGGCACACAACGAUCAAUGAAAUCAAUUGUAAAAAUCAGCCGUACGAUCAACUUUAUCAAACAAUAAACUUUGUGUUACAGGACCCAGGGGAUGUAACCCUAACGGUGAAGUGUGAAGUAGUCAUAUUGGAGAGUCAGUGACACGUGAAGUAUAAUGAAGUGAGCAUCCCAAUAUGGUGAUGCAUUAUAAUACCACAUGCAACCAGGGGGCCAUUUCAUAAAGCUGUUCGUAAGUUAAGAGUGACUUUAAGAACGACUGGUGAUCCUUUCUUGGGGUAAAUGAUUUCACCAUUUAAAUGUUCAUUGGUGAUUAUUUAGCGCGUAAGAAACGUUCACCUGUCGCUCUUAACCUACAAACAGCUUUAUGAAACAUUCCCGAGGAUUAAAGAGUGAUUAAUUGAUUUUAAUUAAGUCACAAUUUAAUUCUUUAGGGAAACAGCCCCAAAUUCAAUUAAUUGAAUAAUGUAUUGCAGUGUCUGUGAUGCACUAUGACAAUGGUUAUUUCUGUAAACCUUUUCUACAAUAAAAUGAACACUGUAAA